This is a messenger RNA of Thermothielavioides terrestris NRRL 8126, 3095 nucleotides long. RefSeq lists its product as uncharacterized. Gene Ontology annotation, cellular component: mitochondrion. Lineage: Eukaryota; Fungi; Ascomycota; Sordariomycetes; Sordariales; Chaetomiaceae. The record is from RefSeq and is a predicted model, not a curated record. The transcript has a single exon. Gene Ontology annotation, biological process: leucyl-tRNA aminoacylation; mitochondrial translation. The coding region runs from base 117 to 3020 and encodes 967 amino acids. Gene Ontology annotation, molecular function: leucine-tRNA ligase activity; ATP binding; aminoacyl-tRNA deacylase activity.
GUCGGAUUCGAUUCGCCAUCGUACCUUAGCUCACGACGGACGAACACUCUCGGUGAAAUGGAUUGAGUCAUGCCUGCCAUCAACGAUGUAAUCCCACAAUGCCGCUCAUUAUUCAUAUGAGGUCAAUUGGCCGCCCGCUAGUCCAGCUGGGCUCGCUGCGCCUGCGGCCUGCACUCGCUCACAGCUGCCAUGCGUGGCCGGCGGUUCGACACGUCGGCGCCACAGCUUGGACGCGGACAUACGCCGACGCCAAGUUGGAUCUGCCCGCUCUCGACGCCAAAUGGCGGCAGAAAUGGGCUGCGUUGCCGGAAACCGCCUGUGAAACCAGCAGCGGGGCCAAGGACAAAUACGUCCUCCCCAUGUUCCCGUACCCCUCGGGCUACUUGCACCUGGGACACCUCCGUGUGUACACCAUCGCCGAUGUCGUCGCGAGAUAUCACGCCCUGCAGGGGCACAACGUCCUGCUCCCCAUGGGCUGGGAUGCGUUUGGACUGCCCGCAGAGAACGCCGCCAUCGAGAGGGGCGUCAACCCAGCCGCCUGGACGAGGGCAAACAUUGCCAAGAUGAAGGAGCAGCUCGGCUUGAUGAACGGGUCAUGGGACUGGUCUCGCGAGCUGGCCACCUGCGACCCGAGCUUCUACAAGCACACCCAAAAGAUCUUCCUGCUGCUGCUGGAAAAAGGGUUGGCCUACCAGGCCGAGGCCGAGGUCAACUACGACCCCGUCGACAAGACGGUGCUGGCGAACGAGCAGGUCGAUGCGAACGGCUGCUCGUGGCGGUCCGGCGCCAAGGUUGAGAAGAGGAAGCUGAAGCAGUGGUUUCUUCGCAUCUCCGCGUUCCAAGAGUCGCUGCUGCGGGACCUGGAAGUGCUGGCGAAGGACGGAGCCUGGCCCGAGAGGGUCCUGGCAAUGCAGAAGAACUGGCUCGGCAAGUCGACGGGCGCCACCAUCAAGUUUCCCAUCAUGGCCUUCGAGCACGGUAUGCAUGCUGCCAUCGAGGUCUUCACCACCCGGCCGGACACCCUCUUUGGGGUGCAGUAUCUGGCGCUGGCCUCGACGCAUCCCGUCGUUGCCCAGUUGGCAGAGAGAGACCCCGAGCUGCAGGCCUUCCUGGAUACGCUGCCCGGCCUGCCCCCGGAUUCUAAGCUGGGAUACCUGCUGCCCCACAUCCGCGCCAUCAACCCGCUCGCCUACCACGCGGAUACACCCGAGGCCACGAAGCAGUCGAUCCCGGUGUACGUAGCGCCGUACGUCAUCGGCGACUACGGCGAAGGCGCCGUGAUGGGAGUUCCGGGGCACGACGUGCGUGAUCACGCCUUCUGGAAGACGCACCACUUCGACGAGCCAGUCAGGUUCGUUCUCGCCGGCUCCGAGGACGAAUCGACGACGGCGAUGUUCAACGAUCCGUUCGUGGACCACGGCAUCAUGACAGAACACGGCGGGCCGUACAAGGGCAAGCCGUCCAAGGAGGUUGGUCAGAUGCUUGUUGCGAUGCUCCAGCAGGCGGGACUCGCCCAGCCGGUCGAGAAAUGGCGCCUCAGGGACUGGCUCAUCAGCCGCCAGCGGUACUGGGGCACGCCGAUCCCUGUUGUGCACUGCGACUCAUGCGGAGCCGUGCCGGUCCCUGAUGAGCAGCUUCCCGUGGUGCUGCCCGAGGUUGACGCGCACUGGGCCGGCAAGAAGACGGGCAACCCGCUCGAGACGCUCGAGGACUGGGUGAACACAUCAUGUCCGAAGUGUGGCGGGCCGGCGAAACGGGACACCGAUACCAUGGACACGUUUGUCGAUUCGAGCUGGUACUACAUGCGCUUCAUCGACCCGCAUAACCAGGAUGCUCCGUUCUCGCCCGAGAAGGCGGCGUCCAUGCUGCCGGUCGAUCUCUACAUCGGAGGCGUCGAGCACGCGAUCCUGCACCUGCUUUAUGCCCGUUUUAUCUACAAGUUUCUAAUGACCUCGUCGCUCGCGCCCGGGAAUGGGGAAUCCUCGGACCCCCUGGUUCACGAGCCCUUCCAGCGGUUGAUCACCCAGGGCAUGGUGCAUGGUAGAACGUUCAGCGACCCGUCGACGGGCAGAUUUCUCAAGGCAGACGAGGUAGACCUGAGCGACCCCGCGAGGCCAAAGGUCAUCGCUACAGGCGAGACGGCGACAGUCUCGUACGAAAAGAUGUCCAAAUCCAAGCACAACGGCGUCGACCCGACCGAUGUCAUCGCGCAGCACGGAGCGGACGCCACCCGGGCGCACAUGCUCUUCCAAGCGCCCGUCAGCGAGGUCCUCGACUGGGACGGCGACAAGAUCGUCGGCGUGACCCGCUGGCUGGGGCGGGUGUACGAGCUGGUGCAGAAACUCGGCCCCGCCGCCGCCGAUGCCGACGUCGCGGAGACGCCGAGAAGCUACUUUGAGGCCGCCGCACACAGACUUUCCUCAUUGAGCACAGAGGAGCAGGCGCGGUGGGACGCCGACGUGGCGCUGUGGCGGUGCGUGCAGAAGACGAUCGCGUCGGUGGCGGCCUCGUACGAGAAGGUGUACGCGCUGAACACGGUCGUGUCGGACCUCAUGGCCCUAACCAACGCCAUCCAGGAGCGCGCCGGCGCGGCGAGCGGGCUGGUGCAGCGGCACGCCGUGUUGGCGCUGCUGCGCAUGAUGGCGCCCAUCACGCCCGCGUUCGCCGAGGAGUGCUGGAGCCUGCUGGGCAUGCAGCCGGCGGCCGGCGGCGGCGGGGGGUCGAUGUUCCGCGGCGCGGGCCGGGCAAGGUUCCCCGGGCUGGACGGCACGCUGGAGCUGGAGCUGCUGCAGCCACGGAUGCAGAGCUGCGCGGUGCAGGUGAAUGGGAAGCUGAGGGCCGUGGUGCAGAUCCCGACGCCGAACGGGCUGGCGGGGGACGAGCUGCGGGCCUGGAUCGUGGCGGAGAUCCUGAAGACGGAGGAGGGCAGGGCCAAGCUGGCGAACGGGAGCGUUGAUGUGACUAGGGCGAAGAAGGUCAUUGUCAUCCGGGACGGGAAGCUUGUAAACUUUGUAUUUUAGUUAAUGUACAACAGCCGGCCUAACUACCUUAUGCAUGGAUAGUUGGCAUAAAUAGACGGGUUAGAUGCUUGCCAC